Scedosporium apiospermum is the source of this 522-nucleotide messenger RNA. RefSeq lists its product as uncharacterized. Gene Ontology annotation, biological process: protein targeting to vacuole; late endosome to vacuole transport via multivesicular body sorting pathway. Gene Ontology annotation, cellular component: fungal-type vacuole membrane; Vps55/Vps68 complex. The record is from RefSeq and is a predicted model, not a curated record. The transcript is spliced from 3 exons. Bases 1 to 522 code for a protein of 173 amino acids. NCBI's taxonomy places the organism in Eukaryota, Fungi, Ascomycota, Sordariomycetes, Microascales, Microascaceae.
AUGGAGGAAGAAAGACUCUGGAAAUUCCGCAAGCCAGAAUGGCUUAACAGCAUCUGGGCCCGCAACGCCGGAGUCUACGCCGCAGGCGGCCUCUUCUCCCUCGCCUUCUACGUCAUGCUCGACUCAGCCGUCUGGUCCAAGUCGCCCAAAAACGGCGCCGAAGACGUCCACGUAGCCUUCGUCGACUGGCUCCCCUUCAUCUUCUCCACCCUCGGCAUGCUCAUCAUCAACAGCGUCGAGAAGCAGCGCCUCAGCUCCGACUGGAACAACGGCUUUGGUUCCUCGGGCGUAGCGUGGCAGGCCCGCGUUGUCCUCUUUAUUGGCUUCGCUGCUCUCGCUGGCGGUAUGGCUGGCGGCGUUACUGUCUUUGUUCUCAAGUUUGUUGUGAAGGAUGUGAAGAUGCCUGCCUUGGGCAUGGGUAUUGAAAAUGUUGUUUCGAAUGCGUUGGUCGGGCUGAGCUCCGCGGUGCUAUGGGUAAGCCAGAACAUGGAGGACGAGUACUCGUAUAAUCUCGCUCUAUAA